Molecule: messenger RNA, 873 nt
Organism: Metarhizium album ARSEF 1941
Lineage: Eukaryota; Fungi; Ascomycota; Sordariomycetes; Hypocreales; Clavicipitaceae
Exons: 1
Coding region: 1-873 (290 amino acids)
Molecular function (GO): oxidoreductase activity
Source: RefSeq, a predicted model, not a curated record
AUGGCCGUCCCGUCCUCCUCCCCUCCCGACCGCGUCCCCCGCGGAACCGUCACCGCGGACCUCAACUUCUACGCACCGCCCGCCGACAAGACAGCCCGGCCGUUCAACUACGUCGAGCAGCCGCCGGCGGGGAUCCCGCAGCGCAACUACAGCGACGAGACGCACGCGACGCCCAUCCACGACAUCCGCGGCCACGAAUCCGCCUUCAGCCUCGACCAGGACGCCUUCCAGGUCAUCACGGGCGUCGCGCCGUCCGCAGAGUCGUCCUUUGCCGACGACGCGUCCAUCAGGGCCAAGUACUACCCCGAAGUAGAGCAGCUGCUGCUCAGGCACGUCCCCGGCUCCCGCAAGGUGCACCUGUUCGACCACACGAUCCGCCGCGCCGCCGACCCAGGCGCGCCCCGGACCCCCGUGACAAGGGUGCACAUCGACCAGACGGCCGCGUCCGUGGAGAAGCGCGUUCGGCGGUACUUUGCCGACGACGAGGCCGAGGCGCUGCUGCGCGGGCGCUACCGCCUCGUCAACGUGUGGCGGCCGCUCAACCGCGGGCCCGUCGAGUCCUUCCCGCUCUCGUUUGCGAGCACCUCGACGCUCGACGACGCCGACGUCGUGCCCAUCGAGCACCGCUACCCGGACGGCUACACGGGCGAGACGGCCGCCGUCAAGCACAACCCCCGCCAGAAGUGGUACUACCUCAGCGGCAUGACGGGCAGCGAGCGCCUGCUGCUCGAGUGUUUUGACAGCGCGUCGCUGGCCCCGGGGAGCCGCGUCGGCGGCCGCGUGCCGCACACGGCCUUUGUCGAUCCGCGCACGAGGCCGGACGCGGAGCCGAGGGAGAGCAUCGAGGUGAGGGCUCUGGUGUUUGGGCCGUGA